UUGUGAACCCGGGAGAGAUGUGCAUGGGGUUCCACCCAUAGAAUAUGAUUUAGGGUGCAAAGUCAUAGCUCUGUCUCCUUUGACGGCUGACGUCUUCUCUCUCUACGCGAGCAGCUGCACAGGCACACUGUCCAUCAGUUAAUAAAUCAAUACAGCUAAAGGGAUACCGUACGACAUCGUCAUUUCUCACAUUUCACUUUUCUAAGCAGAACAUUUUGCUAACCACUGAAGAUUAAUUAUUGUAUUUUAUUUAUUUUAGUUGAAUAUUCACAUCUACGGAAGUUUUUAUUAACAGUGACGAGGACUGCACCGAACGAGAUCGAUUUGCCAAAAAAGACAGAACUCGUAUUAUAACUAUUACUGAAUCUGAUUUACGCAAGCUUUUAUUAACAGUGACGAGGAUUGCACUGAACGUGACCAAUUCGACGAAAUAGACAAUACUCGUAAUAUUACUAUAUCUAUAUCCGGACGCCCAAACCGUCUUCUGGUCGUGAAUUAGUUGUGCCAAACGGUCGCGAUCAUGGCUAACGACAACAGACCGUACGCCGUGUUCAGCCUGGCCAUGACGGCGUACCGCGCCAGUAACGAACCCCAACGGAAAAAGUACGACGGGAUGGAGGUGCCAAACUUGGACUUGCGCGAAUGUUGCGUGUCGCUGUUCGAAAUCGUUGAUCUAAACGCGGAGAGCGGCGAUUUCGACCCGCUUGGCGACAGGACGUCCGUGUUCGCCAAGGUGGUGCAGGCCGACAACGAACGCAUGGAACGGUUCAGCGACAUCUGUGCAGUGGCCGCGUAUUACGGGCACAUCAAUUGCCUGAGGUUCGCCCACGAGUUGGGCUGCCCCUGGGACGUGACGACCUGCAACAAUGCGGCCCACGAGGGACACCUGGAGUGCUUGGUUUACGCGCACGAGAUGGACUGCCCCUGGGACGCGACGACGUGCAUGAACGCGGCCAAAACGGGACACCUGGAGUGCAUCGUAUACGCACGCAGCAACGGGUGUUUAUGGGACGAACAGACGUGCAGCCAGGCGGCGGGCGGCGGACACCUCGAGGUACUGGAGUACGCGCGAGACAACGGGUGUCCAUGGGACGGAACGACUUGCAACGCGGCAGCAGAGCAUGGCCACAUCAGGUGCCUUGCGUACGCCCACAUUAACGAAUGUCCGUGGGACGAAGAGACGUGCAGCUUGGCGGCGGGCAGUGGCUACGUCGGGGUACUCGAGUACAUGUACGACAACGGCUGUCCACGAGACAAAACCGCGUGCUCCAAGGCCGCCCAGUACGGCCGGCUGGAUUGCCUUGCGUACCUGCACAGUACCGAGUGCCCUUGGGACGACGAGACUCCCAGGUCGGCUGCGGCUAGUGGCCACCUGGACUGUUUGGCAUACGCGCGGAACAACGGGUGCGAGUGGACCGCAUCGACUUGCUCCGCGGCGGCGGAGGCAGGCCACAUGGAUUGCCUGAUAUACGCCCACGAACAAGGAUGUUCUUGGGAUGAGGCGACGUGCGCGGCCGCAGCGAACAGUGGCCACAUUGACUGUCUGGCAUACGCACAUAACAAUGGAUGUCCGUGGGACAAGACGACGUGCAGCAUGGCGGCGGGAAGCGGCCAUCUCCGGGCACUCAUGUACGCCCGAGAAAACAACUGUCCGUGGGACGAAUCGGUGUGCGCCGAGGCAGCGAAGGGUGGCCAAAUCGACUGUCUGGUAUACGCACACAAUAAUGGGUGUCCGUGGGACGAGUGGACGUGUACCAAUGCGGCGGGAAGUGGCCAAAUCUGGAUACUGCUGUACGCGCGGCAGAACGGCUGCCCGUGGGAUGAAAUGGCGUGCUCCGAGGCAGCGUUGAACGGCAAGCUGGACUGCCUCGUGUUCCUGAACAUGAACGGGUGCCCUUGGGACUACCGUACUACCGAAUCGGCGGCGGCUGGUGGACAUCUCGAUUGCCUGGAGUAUGCGUGGGACAACGGGUGCGAGUGGGACGAGUCUACGUGCACGAUGGCCGCGAGACGUGGGCACAUGGAUUGCCUGGUAUACGCGUUCGACAACGAAUGCCCGUGGGACGAGCUGACGUUCAGCUAUGCGGCGGCCGGUGGCCACAUCAGGGUACUCGAGUUCUUGCGAGAAAAAGGAUGUCCUUGGGACGAGACAACGUGCUCCGAGGCAGCGAUAUACGGUAGUCUGGAGUGCCUCAUGUACCUGCACAGUAACGGUUGUCCGUGGGACGAAAACACGCCCGCGUCGGCCGCGGCUGGCGGACAUAUGGACUGCCUGAUAUACGCGUGGGAAAACGGGUGCGAGUGGACAGAAACGACGUGCGCGGCCGCGGCGCAGGAGGGCCACCUGGACUGCCUGAUCUACGCGCACAGUAACGGGUGUUUGUGGGACGAGCAGACAUACAGCAUGGCGGCGGGUAACGGCCACCUGAGGAUACUCGAAUACGCGCGAGAAAACGGAUGUCCGUGGGACGAAACGGUGUGCUCCGAGGCCGCGGAGAACGGCAUGCUGGACUGCCUCGUGUUUCUGCACAGAAACGGGUGUCCCUGGGACGUCGAAACGACCAGGUCGGCCGCGUUGAGCGGGCAUCUGGAUUGCCUGGUAUACGCGCACGAGCAGGGGUGCCCGUGGGACUCGUUCACGUGCUCCGACGCGGCGAAGAGCGGCCACAUCGAUUGCCUGCGGUACGCGCACGAGCAGGGAUGUCCCUGGAACGAGGUCACGUGCGCCGACGCCGCGGAAAGUGGCAACCUCGAGUGUCUCAAGUAUGCCCACGAAAAUGGGUGUCCGUGGGACAAUACGACGUACACCAACGCGAUGAGUGCGUCGGAAGAAGGAGACUCCGCGUGUUUGAAUUACUUCCUGCAGAACUCAAGUUUUCUCAUUUGAUUAUUAUAUAUAUUAGGCUCAUUGCUCGAUUUUAUGUUCUUCAACAAGUGGUUCGUGUAUUAUAUGUGUGUGUUUUUUUUUACCAUUUAUAUCGGGUACCUAACGUCAUCAGAACGCACAAUGAGUAUAAUAUUAUAUAUUAUAAUUUGGUGCUACCACAUCUGAGGCAGAAGUGUAAAAAAUGUAUAGUUUUAAAAUAUUUAUUAGAGUAUAAUUUUUUUAUUUUAUAGCAAUGCAGACACCGAGACCCAAAAACAUAGAGUUAAAUUACCAUUUUAUAUUUACAAUUAUGUCGUAAAUUGAGAAGUUUAUAUAAAUAUUUAGACGUGAGAAAUGGAAUAACGUUGCAAAUCAAUAACGAAUGUGACAGGAGCUCGAUUGAAAAAUGUGGGGGCCGCGGGAGUGAACCGCGAUAUUAUUAGACACGGUCCCGGCUGUCUAUGUUAUGUGUAAAUUUUAGUAUUCGUCCCGUAAUUACUUAUUCGUAAAUGCAUGUAUGUCUAGUAACAAUGUAUAAUAAGAAGACUUGGCUAUUAAACCUCUUUGUUUUUAUUACAGUUUAAUAUAGAUAUAUUGAUUUUAUAUAAUAAUAAAGUGUACUGAUUUACAACAGAUUUGCAAAUAACAACAAAAUAAUAAUUAAUAUGCCCGGGUGUACAACAGAUUAUGACUAUACUAGUAUGGGCUGAUGUACAACAGUUUUACAAUUUUAUAAAAUAAUAUAAUAUAGCUUAAUUAUUACAAUAUACAUACUCGGAAUUCAAUAAAAUAUAAUAAUUUUGGUACUCACAGAUGUGGUGUGGAACGGCCAGUGUACUUCCUAUUACAAUAAUUUCACCAACAGUACAAAAUACAUACCUAGUACAUAGGUUAAAUAAUAUUUGAAUAAAACAUUGAAAAAAAAUGACACUGCUCGCUAUAAAGCAGAGCACACUAUU
Acyrthosiphon pisum (pea aphid) is the source of this 3825-nucleotide messenger RNA. RefSeq lists its product as uncharacterized. The record is from RefSeq and is a predicted model, not a curated record. NCBI's taxonomy places the organism in Eukaryota, Metazoa, Arthropoda, Insecta, Hemiptera, Aphididae. The coding region runs from base 521 to 2887 and encodes 788 amino acids. The transcript has 3 exons.